ACAGACACAUCCAUUUGUCUUGCUUGACGCGAGUAAUCUGAUUUCUUGCAGAUAUCCCGAAUACGGAAUAAGACGACAAAACACAAAGAUAAUGUGGACCAAUUCUCGACGUGUAGGCUACCACCAGGACCCAACACACUGAUUUCCCCUUGAUCUGACCGACUGGGCCGCAGAACGGGACGCCGCACCACCCAACUGUAAAUUUAGCCUAUCCAUAUCUUCUUCUUUUACUCUCCCUUUAAUACCCCAACACCAAACCUCCCAACUCUUCUUCAUUCUCACCAUCCCUGCUCCGUGGUUAGGCAAGAAACGCCAUGUGUCUAUAAUAAAUGUUGUGUGUGUGUCGUAAACAGUCACGCUUUAGCCUAUACAGGCCUGAAUAAUCUGUCACCCAUCGCAUGUUGAGUGGUUAGCAAGCAUGCAUUGUCUGUAAAAACUGAAACCAGGCUAUACAAUUUAUCUCUUGCGUGUGUUAUUACUAGACAAACCGCGUGCCACACAACCUGUUACAAGCUUCAAUCACUCUUGUGCAUGAAACGACUGCAGGUAAAAAUGUAUCGAAUACAAAUAUAGCGAGCUCGCAGUCAUACUCAAAUAGUUACAUUGAUUUGUCCUGCUUGUAGUCUACACUGGCCUACAGUUGGCUACAGUAGCUAGCAAGCAAACAUAUGACAAAGGUUAGCCUAUGCAGAUUUGGAGCCGUGCCAAGACCGGCACAAGUCUGCCAUUUUCAAAAUAAUGUGUUGCUUUUUGUUGUUGAGUUGACUUAAUGGGUCGUGAUAACUCCUAUUUAGUGCAAAACAGACUUGUCCCGUUAUUUUUUAAUAGAGGAGGACCGUGUUACUUAGGCUAUUUACGCGCAUUGCGUAUUUGACAAUUGAGUCUGAGCCACGUUGUUGCCUUUGUUUUCUGCAAAGUUAACGAUAUAGCAACGUCAAGAUAUGCUUGGCAUCAUAUGGGACGGGGUUAUGGAGGGGACCAGUGGUUUUUAUCCCCCCCUGUAAAUUGCUGGUAGCCUACAGUCAGGAGGUGUAGCGUAUGCACUGCUGUGCUGAACAAAAAAAACACAGCUAGCCAAGAUAAAUCUUAAAAGUAUUUAUAUUAUGUCCAGAUAGGCCUUUAGCCCGUCAAUCAAAAUCGCAUGCAGGUGCACCCAUUUGUUGGUUAUGGGAUGAACCUGUUAUGUUGUGAUGGUGCAUCACCUUCCCAUAUUGUCCAACAUAGCCUAGGAUGGAACAAUAGGCCCCUCCCCAACAACAUCCCCCUCCACCACCCCUCAUACCCCUCAUCAUAUCCCAUCUGUACUGUAGGUACUCCCCUUUGUCAGCUGUCACCCCAUUUCCUCUCUCUCUCUCACUAAUUCCUUCUCUCCCAGCUGUAAUCUGUCUAAAUCUCCUGCUUUUUCUAAUCCCUUUCUAAAUCUAUUUUGGUUUCAGCCACCUUUCUCUCUCUCUCUCCACCUAUUCAUCCUGUCUCUCUCCAGUCCCUCUGUGAGUACAUGCAUUUACCUAGAGCGCAAUGACAGUGGAAAACCUAAAUUAAUUCAUUCCCCAAUGGCGUUAGGUAGCACAGCUGGGACAGCCAACAAUACAUGACGCCUACAGUGUAGUCAAUGGAUUUGUCAGCAUUUGUGAGAUUAGAGUGUAGUGUAGGGUCUGUCUACACACAAGGUAAUUACUUGAGUGGAUACGAUUUUGAUCAUGUUUUAAAGGCAGCAUGAUGACACUGAAUAAAUGUGACAUUCGUAGAAACUAUACAUUGACAGUUGAACAGUUUUAUAUGUGCAGAUAACUAUAAUUUAUUGUACAUUUACUGCGCUCUUAAUCAAGGUGUGUGAAACUGAUUUGAUGGAUUUUCUGUAUUUUUUUCUCCCUCUGUUCCCCAUCCACCCCAUCUUCUGUUUGUUCUGUCUGUCUGUGUGUGUGUGUGUGUGUGUGUGUGUGUGUGUGUGUGUGUGUGUGUGUGUGUGUGUGUGUGUGUGGACCCAGAAGCCAUCCAGGCAUCUGCUGGUUAUGAGCAGGGGGUUGGGAGGGAGGUUUGGGGAGUUAACAAACAUACCACCCACAGCUUUAUCGUAGCCCUCUCUUUCCUCGUGUGUCUAUUUUAUUAACAUGAACUGUUACCACCCAAAAUAUCCCCAAAACUAGCCUACUAAAAACAAAUACAACAUUUCACCCAUAUUGCAUUAGCAUAACAUAGCAUAACACUAGCAUAACAUUACUAUUAGUAUAACUAGCAUAACAUUACAACAAUUCUGUACCAGUGUUCUAUUGACAAUACUUAUACGCUGACACACAUUCUAAUGAUAUACCUAUCAAUACCUUCAAACAUCUAGCAGUAAAUGAUAAUUCCAAACUCUGCUACCAUAGCUUUGAGAGUACCCUGCAUAGAUCAGUCAUUCAACCUUUCCCACUUGUCAAGUGGUUUGAGGGCAGUGGUGAGGCACCUGUUGAGACACACACUCUGGGACCAUGCUGAGCAUCCUGGCUGCCGGCUCCAUCUUCUUCCCGGGCCUGUUCCUACUGUCUAAGAGAUGCCUGAAACAUGCCCCAGGCCUGGGCUUGAGCGAGGGAGACGCCGCCAUCGUGUCUGCCAGGUACACACACAACACAUAAACACACACACACUUACAAGUCAGAUACAUGAGUCAAUGUGAGGACUAUACCUACCUAUCAUACCUUUACCUAUGCUAUUCUGCUUUGCUUGACAUUUUAUACUAUUCUGCUAUGGCUUACAUUGUUGAAUGUCAAUACAUUUUUCUAUGGAGUUGUUAUGGGUAUGAAUAUAUCAAUUGAAACCCCACUCUCUGGCCCCUCUCUCCCCACUAGGCUGGUGUCAUCCAUCCAAGCAAUCAUGGCUUCCUCAGCUGGCUACAUCAUUGCAUCCUCCUGUGAGGACAUCAUCGAGGAUCAGUAAGUACAACAUAAUUAUAAUGCAGUAGUAGUUGCUGUAAAGUUUUGUGUUUCAGGUGUGUGUGUGUGUGUUUAGUGAGGCUCCUUAACAGCUUCUACCCCCAAGCCAUAAGUCUGCUGAACAAUUAAUGAAAUGGCCACUCGGACUAUUUGCAUUGAGGAAAACAUCAGGCAAUAAUUGUGUAUGAUAUUCUGUGUAGAAAAUAACCAUAAUUGAUCAUGUUAUUUUUUCACCAGUCUGAUUUACUGCCUGGUCCUGUCCACUCUGUUCUGAAGGAAACAGAAGACACAUAUGUGUUUCUGAAAGUCUUAUGUUUUCAGGGGUAGCUUCAACCGUUUAAAAGUUAGAGCAACAUUUCUAGGAAGAAAACAGAAACCGCUCUGUUUAUUACAACCGCAGUUAGCAGCUACCGGAGGUUACUCACGUAACCCUGGUUCUAUGAAUCAAGCGCAUUUUCCCCCCCAGAGUUUCUCUCGCGACCAUUUUUAACUGGAACAACCAUUUCAGUAAAUGGUGCAAUAAAUCUAACUGAUUGGAUUAGUUUAGAAUAAUGUAUGUUAUUUAUCCUUAUGUAGCAUAAGAUUAAUCAGUCAAUGUACAUGCAAAAACACAGAUAUUAAAAACAAUCCUAAAAAUGUCUACCUGCAGUAGAGCAUGCUGGGAAAUCUGAAAAUGAUGGGCUUGAUUUUAAUGGGAAGGUUUUACUCUCCACAGAGUAAAAUUGACACAAUCACACUCAACACUGGUUAUUAACCCCAACACUGGGGUUAUUUUACACCAAUGAGUGUUAAUUUCACUCUUACAGAGUUAAUUUAACUCCUGAAUCAACACUCAAAAUGUGACAUUGAAAAAUCAACACAAGUUAACACUGGCCAAUUUGCUGUGUAUGUUUAACUUUCAAUCCAAAGAAAGUAUGAAAGUGUGUGUGUGUGUGUGUGUGCAUGUGUGUACGUAAGAAUCUGUCAUUAUCUCCCUGCUCACCUUGUCCCUGUUAACCUAAUUAGUAUUUCAACCUAAUUAACCUCUGUCUGUCCCCAAGCCAGCAGCACUAUUUUAGUAUCUGUAAUGCAGUCACACAGAAGCCAUAAACCUAGACUGCAGCAUGCUGCUAUGGAAAUGUAGGAGUAGCUACUCAAACAUGUCUCCACUGGUUUUACAACUGCAACUUUGUUAACAGUGGACUACAGCAAAACUAUAUACAAUGCACACUGAAAGUGUCAUGUUUUUGGUUGGAGGAAGAGGAGGAGAGGAAAAGGAGAGGAGGAAGAAAGGAAGACACUUUAGACUAGCGAGAUGCUGUGAUUCUCUGUGAUUCUCGUCCUAAGAUAACUCACAAUGUGACACAGGUGCUCCUCUUAACCCCCUCCCUCUCUCCUCUUCCCCCUCAUCCCUCCAUCAAUUAGGAGGAGGGGGGAGAGAGGGGGGGGGGGAGAGAGAGGGAGAGGAGAAAGGGAGAGGAGAGGAGAGGGGGAGAGAGAUGGAGCUAGAGAGAGAGAUACUGCCCUCCCUCCCCUUGCCCUCAUUUGCCAGUCAAAGUCGGGAGGCGCUCGUGUGAGUGCCGGCUUAUUUGACUACCAAAUCACGAACCCGUCCAAAUCACGCUCGUGCCCCAGAGCAGUGCAUCCUGGCCAGUCACUUAACCCCCUGACAUCUAGGCUGGAGCCUCACAGGAUGCAUCGCACUGAAAUAGGCAAUCGUGUAUUUACAUCGUAGUCACAUAGGCAGGUACAGUGUACAUGUAGUUACAGUGUAGGUACACAUUGUUACAUAGAACUUAAACUAUUACACCUUCCCUUCUCUUUCACUCUUUCUUGCUUUCUCUCACGCUCUCACCUUUCUCACUUUCUCUGUCGCUCACCCCCCCUCUCUUCCCCCCCUCUUGCGCCCCACAUCUCUCCAGACAUUGGCUUACCAGUACCUAUAUCCUGUUUGCGGUGCCCUACUUUGCGUAUGACAUCUACGCCAUGUUCCUGUGCUACUGGCACAAGCUGCAGGUCAAAGGGCACGAGGAGGAGGGCGGCAGGCCUAAGCCAAUGGGCUCGGCAGUGGCCAGCUACCUGCGACGAGAGUUCCUCAUGGUGCUGCACCACGUCGUCAUGGUGACCAUCUGCUUCCCCGUCUCCGUGGUAACUAUCUAUCGCUGUAACUAGGGUGGUGCCAGCGAACUAUUUUGUUAGUCUACUGUGCUAUGGUCUGUCUUAUGUCUAAAAAGGAAAAAAUUACAAAUUAUAAAUGAUACACACACACCCUUAAAGUCUUGACAGAAAGAGAUGGUGAUUUGGUUUGGUUAACAUCCCUUCUAUGGACACUUGUUUUUAAGGAGAGAUAAGGUGUGCGUGUUUGUGAGCUUUUCUUUCAGUGGCCUGUCUAUAUACUUUAUCGGCCAUAUCAUGGCCCUCUCGCUCUCCCUCUCUUCCUAUUUUUCUUCUCUCGCUCUCUCUCUCUCUCCUCUCUCUCUACUCGUCCUCUCCUCAUCUCUCGUCUCUCCCUCAUCCUCGGUUCUCUCUCUCUCCUCUCGUCCUCUCUCCCUCUGCUCUCUUCUCUCUCUCCUCUCUCCGCUCUCUCUCUCUCUCUCUCUCUCUCUCUCUCUCUCACGUUUGGUUAGUUCUGGAGGCAGGGAAAGGGGGAUUACUUCCAGGGUGUCAUGUUCAUGGCUGAACUCAGCACUCCGUCCGUCUGCCUGGGGAAAAUCCUAUCCAAGUAAUACUCACUCACUCCUUAAUCAUCCCUCCUAUCAUGCUCUGCUAUUUCCUCUUCAUUUACCUUUCAUUUCUGUACUCUUCUCUAUACUAUUUCUUACCCUCUUCCUUAUCAUCCUUCUUAUCUAUUAUCUCUUUUCUAUAUUCUAUAUCUAUACUCUUCAUAUUAGCUCUAUCUUCUUAUCUAUAUCUCUCUCUUAUUUCCUAUCUUUCCUACUCAUUCCUUUCCUCUCUUGCUAUCAUUAUCUAUCUCUCUCUCUAUCUUCUCUCUCUUUCUCUAUUCCAUUCUUCUGUCAUUUAAUCUCUUGAUUCAUUUCCUAUCUCUCCUUCUCAUACUCAUAUCUACUUCCUCUCUUUCCUUCUUUCUCUCUUUCCCUUCUUUCAUCUCUUGUUCACUCUUUCCCUCUCUCUUCUAUAUCACUCUGUCAUCUCUUAACUAUGCUUCUUAGAUGACAUCUUCAUAUAUCAUCAUCUUUCACUCUCUCUAGGAUGAAUCUAUAGCAUCUCUUCAGCUACUUGAUAUGCUCGUUUCCUAUCGUACCUUUCCGAUCUCUAUUGCACUCUCUAGAGAGAUUCUAUCGCUCUUUCCCCUCGAUAGCGGUGAUAGCUCCCUCUCUUCUCUAUCUAUCUCUCUCUCGCUCUCUCUUUCUCUCUCUUCCCGCGAUUUCUCUCUCUCUCUCUUUCCUCUCUUUCCCUCUUGCUCUCUCUUUCCCUCUCUUUCCCUCUCUUUCUCUUGCUUUUUCUCUCAUCUCUCUCCUCUCGCUCUUUCUUUCUUUUUUCUCCUGCUUUCUCUCUCUGCACCUCUUCUUCCUUCUACCUUUCUUCCUCAGUCUCUUACUCUCCUUGCAGCAGUCUAAGAACUUGAGUCUUUCUGAUUCUGAAGUGCUCACUUACUAGCUUUCAUGUUAACAUUCUUGUCUCCUGUGAUUUUGGGUUAACAUUUACCCAAGCUUUCCUUCUCUGUCCUUCACCCUGCUCUCGUUUUUUUCCCUCCCUUGCUCCUGCCCUCUCUCUCUUUCGAUCUCCCUUUGUCCCCCUCAGUACAAGAAGCAGCACACUCUUCUUCAUAAAGUGAAUGGCGCCCUCAUGCUGGUCAUUUUCUUCAUCUGUCGAGUUCUGCUCUUCCCCUACCUCUACUACGCCUACAGCAGGUAACAUACUGAACACUGUCUGUCUGUCUGCCUGGCUGUCUGUCUCAGUCUGUCUGCCUGUCUGUCUACUUGUCUGUCUACUUGUCUCUGUCUGUCUGUCUCUGUCUGUCUGUCUGUCUCUAUCUGUCUGUCUGCUUGUCUGUCUGUCUCUGUCUAGCUGUGUCUUUCUGUCUGUGUGCUUGUCUGUCUGUCUGUCUAUCUGUCUAUAUCAGUCUGUCUGUCUGUGUGCUUGUCUGUCUGUCUGUCUGUCUAUCUGUCUAUAUCAGUCUGUCUGUCUGUCUGUCUGUCCCCAACUUCAUCCAUGCAUUUUUUAUCUCACGUUCUUAAGACCUACGAUGGUAGGCUACACGUUUAAGUUUGCAGGCUUCUGACCUUGCUACUUAGCUAGCAGAUAAUAUCAUUCAUAAAUAAGCAACAUUCUUUCUCAUUUUUUGAUUGGCGGCAGGUAGCUUAGUGGGUAAGAGCGUUGUGCCAGUAACUGAAAGGUCGCUUGUUCUACCCCCGAGCCAACUAGGUGAAAAAUCUGUCGAUGUGCCCUUAAGCAAGGCACGUAACCCUAAUUGCUCCUGUAAGUCGCUCUGGAUAAGAGCGUCUGCUAAAUGACUAAAAUGUAAAUGUAAAAAAUGAUUGAAAAUAUCUUCCUUGCUUGCAUGUAGCUAUCUAGCUACUCGUCACCAUUUUUUUUGUUAUCUAGUUCUAUCAAACCUUAGGGAAAACCACAUGAUUUCACAUGGAAAAUGACACGUGAAAUCAUGUAACAACAUGUUAUUUGGAACACUUAUAAUAAUAAUAAUAUGCCAUUUAGCAGACGCUUUUAUCCAAAGCAACUUACAGUCAUGCGUGCAUACAUUUUUGUGUAUGGGUGGUCCCGGGGAUCGAACCCACUACCUUGGCGUUACAAGCGCCGUGCUCUACCAGCUGAGCUACAGAGGACCACACUUCACGUGACAUUUCACAUAUGAAAACGUGCACUUUUGGAACAUGAGUCCUUAUGAUACACACACAGUGCUGUUAACACACAGUGUUUUCAACUUACAUAUUUGACACAUUUUGACAUACUCUGAGUGUACAAAAUAGUAGGAACACCUUCCUAAUAUUAAGUUGCACCCCCUUUUGUCCUCAGAACAGACUAAAUGUGUUGGGGCAUGGACUCUACAAGGUGUCGAAAGCGUUCUACAGGGAUGCUGUUCCAUGUUGACUCCAAUGCUUCCCUUUGGGUGGUGGACCAUUCUUGAUACACACAGGAAACUGUUAUGCAUGAAAAACCCAGCAGCAUUGCAGUUUAUUGCCCAUUCACCCUCUGAAUGGCACACAUACACAAUCCAUGUCUCUAUCUCAAGGCUUAAAAAUCCUUCUUUAACCUGUAUCCUCCCCUUCAUCUAUAGUGAUUGAAGUGGAUUUAACAAGUGACAUCAAUAAGAGAUCAUAGCUUUCACCUGGAUUCCCCUGGUCAGUCUGUCAUGGAAAGAGCAGAUGUUCCUACUGUUUUGGACACUCAGUGUACAGGACUACAUUGUGUAUGUUUAUUGAUACAGUAAUUAUUAUUCAACGUGUCCUCACCUGGGAUUUGAACUCACAACCUCUUGGUUCAUGGCAUUCCAAUUUUUCUGCUACGUCAUUACGUCGGUGUCAAUAACUGAUUUCACCUAUAUUUCUACACUUUGGACAUCAAUGACUAAUGAAAUCUCGGUCGACCAACAGCUUAUCGACUAGUUGACUAAAUGGGGUCAGCCACUAAAAUACACCAUACCAUUUCUUUACUUAUAAUGGUGUGUGAUGGUUUGGGACAAUCUGAAACAUGAGCAAUGGACAUUAGACUGGUGGAAAUUUGUCCUUUGGUUUGUAGUCCAAAUUUGAGAUUUUUGGUUCCAACCGCUGUUUCUUUGUGAGACGCAGUGUGGGUGAACGGAUGAUCUCUGCAUGUGUAGUUCCCACCGUAAAGCAUGGAGGAGGAGGUGUUAUGGUGUGGGGGUGCUUUGCUGGUGACACUGUCUGUGAUUUAUUUAGAAUUCAAGGCACACUUAACCAGCAUGGCUACCACAGCAUUCUGCAGCGAUACGCCAUCCCAUCUGGUUUGGGCUAAGUGGGACUAUAAUUUCUUGUUUUAACAGGACAAUGACCCAACACACCUCCAGGCUGUGUAAGGGCUAUUUGACCAAGACGGAGAGUACUGAAUAUUGAUGAUUUAUAAGGCACAUUUAACAGUUAGGCUAUUGAUUAUAGACCUAAUUAAGUUGGAGUUUCCUCUCUCCUCACUUUUCUUAGACAAUUAAGGCAAGGGCUGUUCUCAUGUCCUAACUCUGCUGCUGCCUCCACCGCAUUGUUCUGAACACCAAUAUGCUGGUUAACUUUGCUAUUAUGCGCAUAGCAACAUGGUCUAGGAAAAGGUGCCAAUUCAACAACAUUUUUACAUUUUAGUCAUUUAGCAGACACUCUUAUCCAGAGUGACUUACAGUUAGUGAAUGCAUACGUAUUUUUUUUUAAUAUUUUUUUUCAUACUGGCCCCCCGUGGGAAACGAACCCACAUCCCUGCAGGCCAAACCCUCCCCUACCUUGGAUGACGCUGGACCAAUUGUGCGCCGCCCAUGGGUCUCCCGGUUGCGGCCGGCUGCGACAGAGCCUGGACUCAAACCAGGAUCUCUUGUGGCACAGCUAGCACUGCGAUGCAGUGCCUUAGACCACUGCGCCACUCGGGAGUCAGCACUGAUGUGUUUCAGAACCGUGGACAGCGACCACUAUCCAACGUGGGAGAAAGCGUAUUUGUUAUAAAAUAAUAUAAUUUGUAUUAGUGUUGCACCAUUGUUCUUAUGUAAUAUAACCAUAUACAAUUUCAGUAGCACAUGUCUUAGAGUGAUGGACAUGUUACAACAUGUGAGCACAUGUCAAAACAUGAUCUCAUGUCUAGCGUGAUCGUCUUUAAGGCCUCCACAAUGGAUUAGUCUACUCAGACAGGCGCGAAUCAGACAGGUGCCUUGUACACCAUGAUAUAUAUAUUUUUUAGCUACUGCUCAACUAAUUAAAUCUCGGUCGACCAGCAGCUUAUCGACUAGUUGACUAAAUGGGGUCAGCCACUAAAAUACACCAUACCAUUUCUUUACUUAUAAUGGUGUGUGAUGGUUUGGGACAAUCUGGGACCAUCACGUGACGUCCUGACGACUGGUAAAACAAAUGCCUUACAAACAUCUUAACAUGGUCCCUUACGGAAAAACAACUUGAAUUUCACGUGAUCACAUGUUUCACAUGUGAUCUUGUGAUCUUAUGCGAAGGUAAUGUGACAACAUGUAAAGCAACAUGUGAUAACAUGAAACUACACGUUACAACAUGAGCACGUCAAAACAUGAUCUCAUGUGAAGUGUUCCAAAAACAUGUUUGCAAGUGAUUUCACAUGUGAAAUUUCACUUAUACAUGUUUUGACACAUUUUCACAUGUGAAAUGUCACGGUAAUGUUCCAAAAAAACACAUUUUCACAUGUUUCGUGUAGUUUCAUGUUAUCACAUGUUGUUACAUGUUAUCACAUUAACAUAAAAUGACGUGAUCGCAAUGUGAAAUUCAUGUGUUUUUUCCGUAAGGGAAGCAUUCUUCCUUGAUUAUUUGUAUUAAAUCAGAUUGUUCAGUUUAAAGUCUUUAGCCAUAAACCAACAUCCUUGCUGAUAGCUAGCUUGAGCCAAGGUGUUUUGUUUUAGAACUUGUUCAAAUGAACAAGUUUGCGCUAAGUAAGUUUUAAAACAUCUGGGUAAGCUUGUUAGCUAGCAUCAUUAAGCGAACAUAAACCCUCAUUCCCCCCUACUCCUCACCCUCCUCCUCAUUGUGUUGCAGGUAUGCCUCCAUCCCCCUCUACACAGUGCCCCUGGGGGCUCCCUGGCAGUGCAACGUGGGGGCCUUCUGCCUCAUGGCCCCACAGGUCUACUGGUUCACCCUCAUCUGCAGGGGCGCCUUCCGCCUCUUCACCGGGGCCUCGGACUCCCGACCCCCGGCCCCCCUCAACAAGCCUGAUGGGGGCUGCUGCCCCGGCCAGGGAGACGCUUUACCUCCUCCAGCCAACGGCUACAGUCCCGUCCCCUACCAGGCAGACAGAGAGACCGACACGCACUGAGAAAGAGAAAGAAAUAGGGAGGGAGAGAGAGGAAGAGAGAUCACUGUGGGGAUGGGGCCAGCCAGACCAGGCCGGGGGAGGGAAGACGGAGGUCUGUCAAGGGAAUGUAUUGUACUGUAUUGCAAUGACACUGUAACCUAGGAGAGAGAAGAGAGGGAGAGAGAAAAAUUGUUUCUCAUCCUCUACCACUCUCUCCCUCCCUCCAUCGCCCCUUUAGAGUUACAUGGACCUCUGGAAGAAGAGAGAGACAGAUGGAAAGAGGAGAGGGUGAAGAAAGAAAGAAAGAAAUGAAUAAGGGAGAGAGACAGAUAAAAGCAUAGACAGGAGAAAGACUUGUGAAAUGGCAAGUAUUUAAAUAUUACGUGGUUGUACACACUGAUUUCAAACUGAAUGGG
Molecule: messenger RNA, 11251 nt
Organism: Coregonus sp. 'balchen'
Lineage: Eukaryota; Metazoa; Chordata; Actinopteri; Salmoniformes; Salmonidae
Source: the annotation of a GenBank genome assembly